AUGCCGGCCACAAUCAUGAUGCAAGAGAAUAACGAACGUGCAAGGCCAGGAAGCAUCAUACCCAAGAGUUCAUCCUUCACAGUCGACGAUGGAAGUUCGAACAGUCAUGAGGAUGUUACGGAACUGAGUCUUGAAGAUUUUGCUGAUUUUGCAGCCCCUCCUGAUUCUGAGGAAUCAGGCAAUGGUCAUCUUCACAAUACCAUUUCGGCGCUUCAGAUUGCGGAAGAAGCGCACAAAUUUCACUGCACGCGACUGACGGCGCCUUCUGCUGUCAACGAAACCCAGGUCGCCCAAGAUCGUCGAAUGCGCCUUCGGUCCAUGAAAAUGACCCACCAGCAAGAAUCCUUGCAAAGCUUGAACAACAAUAGUUUUUCAAAUCUUGGUGGUAAUGAGUCCAAUUCUAGCUCGAACAUUGACUUGGAGGCAACCAGCACUCAUAGCCAAAAUAGCGCCGGCGGUAGCCUCCGUGGACUCUUCAAGCGCGCGGCCUCAACUUCCCCCAAGCCACGUCGCGGUGGGUCCGCUUCUCCCAAACCACAGCGAAGUUCCCCUCCAGCAGGGCAUACUGCCAAGGAUACAUCUCCCACUCGCCGUGUUGGCAGAAUGCCACGCCGCCCGUACUCUGAAGUUUGGCGAAAGAAGGAUAUGGAAUAUCUUCUCAUGGUGGAUGAUGACAGCGAAAUUGAACAACCACCAGCAGGAUUGCCCAAACCAGCAAAAAGGGCUUCUAGGGCACGCAGCGACGAGGGGCGGCAGCAAAAAGCGUUGAAAAAUCCGGUCGCUCUACGAAGGAGUGCCACGGGAGAUGCUGGCACUAUCAGGCACCGGGGUGUGAGACGAAGCUUGUCGGACAAGGAACCAAACAGAUCCCAACGUGGUGUUCGAACUGCAACGGCUGCCCCUCCUCAUCUGAGGAGACAGUCAUCUGCUCGUGCUCUCCCCGAUGGUGGCGCUUCUGCUCAUCUGAGGCGACAGUCAUCUGCUCGUAAUCUAUCCGAUGGAGGUGUCACCGAUGCUCCUGUUAGACUAAAGAGACAAUCCUCCGGUCGGGCGCUCCCUGAUGGCGGUGCUGCCGCUGCCCCUGUUCGUGUAAGGAGACAGUCAUAUGGUCGGGUUCUCCCCGAUGGCGGUGUUACGACUGCUCCUGUUCAUCUUAGAAGACAGUCAUCUUCCCGUGCUCUGCCACGUCGCUCCAGAUCAGGGAGCAAUCCUGCUCGGCGGACCACGUCUGUGGCUGCGUACUAA
Messenger RNA from Seminavis robusta, 1245 nucleotides. The record is from the annotation of a GenBank genome assembly. NCBI's taxonomy places the organism in Eukaryota, Bacillariophyta, Bacillariophyceae, Naviculales, Naviculaceae.